CACACUGCCGGAGACAGGUUUUCCGGCGUUCUUCGCAAACAAUUAAAAUGGACAAUUACCAUUAACUCCGCUCAUAAUCAUCUUUCAGCCGCUUAAGGCAAGGUGAGAUCAUCAUCGCUGGCCGUGAAAUGCACCUGAAGAUGCUGCGCUCGCUGCGGCUGUGAAAGCGUGAGAAAUCGCCGGGAAAAUCGCGUAUUGCAACGAAGUACUUAAACACAACUCGACUGAAAUGCUGCCAAUCCUUCUAAUACUCACGGGGAUUUUGCUCUCCCUGUUCCCGAGCCAAGCUCACCGUCCGGAAGAUGCCAAGCACCUGGGAGGCGAGUUGACCUUGCCCAACCUGCCGUCCGAGCACCUUAUCCGCUACCUUAACACGUUUCCCAAGCUGAAGCAGCAGCUGCCAUCGAAUCUCACUGGCAAGGCCACCAUCUCAUCGGCCUGCUGGGGCCACGAACGAGAUUGCACGUCGGAUGGCCGCUUUCAGACGCCACAGUGCCCUGGAGAUCACACUGGCUGGGCCAGGAGCAAGGAGGCCCAGGUGAAGACCUUCUACCAGCAGGCGGACUUCGGCUACAUACAGGAGCAGUUGUCUGAGCUGGCACCGCAGUGUGUGCCCACCUAUCUGGGCGACUCAUCGCUUGAGUGCACCCACUACCUGCGCUUCUGUCGCGGCAGGCACCUGCUCUUCGACUUCAGGGACUUGGCGCAGCGGGAAGAGCGCAUCCGUUACCACAUGGAUGUUCUAAAACCGGGUCAACUGCUGGCCCACUGCGAAUUGAAUCGCACCAGGCUCACCGGUGAAAUGGAUCACAUUGGAUCAGCACUGCAAUCCUGGGGUCCAGAGCUGCGCAACUUAGACGUCUUACCUCAUCAAAUACUAGAGAGCGGGCUCUGUGAUCUCGUUGUGAAUACGCCCACUUUCAUUAUGAAAAUCGAUGCCACGUACAACAUGUACCAUCACUUCUGCGACUUUUUCAACCUGUAUGCCUCGCUCUUUGUGAAUCAAUCGCAUCCAGCGGCCUUCAACACCGACGUGCAGAUCCUUAUUUGGGAAACCUAUCCGUAUGAUUCGCCGUUUAAGGACACGUUCAAGGCCUUCUCGCAGAGACCGGUAUGGACACUGAGCGAUGUGGAAGGCAAGAGGGUGUGCUUCAAGAAUGUGGUCCUUCCGCUGUUGCCCAGGAUGAUCUUUGGAUUGUUUUACAAUACGCCUAUCAUCCAAGGCUGUUCAAACAGUGGACUGUUCCGAGCUUUUUCGGAGUUCAUCUUACACCGUCUUCAGAUUCCGUACCAGCCGCCUCAGCGUAAAGUCCGUAUUACUUAUCUAUCGCGUCGGACCAAGUACAGGCAAGUGCUCAACGAAGAGGAGCUGCUGGGUCGUCUGGAGGAUAACGAAGACUAUUCCGUGCAGCGCGUUUCCUACGAGAGGCUCUCUUUCACAGAUCAGUUGUCUAUAACCCGGAACACAGACAUACUCAUAGGCAUGCAUGGCGCUGGCCUGACCCACUUGCUCUUCCUACCCAACUGGGCCUGCAUCUUUGAGCUGUACAAUUGUGAGGAUCCGAACUGCUACAAGGAUUUAGCUAGGCUGCGAGGCGUUCGGUACCGCACAUGGGAGCAGCGGGAUCUAGUCCAUCCGCAGGAUGAGGGACAUCAUCCCGAGGGCGGGGCACACGCCAAGUUCACAAACUAUAGCUUCGAUGUGGAUGAAUUCGUACAUCUCGUCGCUGAGGCAGCCAAGGAAGUUAGAUCCCACAAUGAAUUCCCUCAGGAAAAGCCCCAAAAUCCAUCCAUAACACCGCAGCACAACGAACUGUAGUAGCUUUCCCUAAUUGUGAUUUAAUGCAUUUAUUUUGCUUUUUUGCCAGAUCCAAAAUAAAUCGGUAUUAUUAAAAGUAA
Messenger RNA from Drosophila serrata, 1899 nucleotides. It is a transcript of the gene Eogt, whose product is annotated as EGF-domain O-GlcNAc transferase. Gene Ontology annotation, cellular component: endoplasmic reticulum lumen. Gene Ontology annotation, molecular function: protein O-acetylglucosaminyltransferase activity. The record is from RefSeq and is a predicted model, not a curated record. NCBI's taxonomy places the organism in Eukaryota, Metazoa, Arthropoda, Insecta, Diptera, Drosophilidae.